Messenger RNA from Castor canadensis (American beaver), 1339 nucleotides. NCBI's taxonomy places the organism in Eukaryota, Metazoa, Chordata, Mammalia, Rodentia, Castoridae. The record is from RefSeq and is a predicted model, not a curated record.
GAGGCCGGAAGGAGCGCCGCUGCAGCUUCGGCGGCGCCGGCUACGGAGCUCUCCGUCGCCUCUUGAGGUGACUGACCGCUCGGACGCGGAGGCGGCCGGCAGAGCUUUCCUCGCGGGCUAGUUAAGUGGCGAAUGGUUACCAUGUUUAGAUAUUAGCAAUCACGAAUGUGCAUGACUGCAGCUGAAAAUGGCAGAGGGAAACAAUAAUGAAGAAGUAAUUCACUUGAACAACUUUCACUGCCACCGGGGACAAGACUGGAUCAGUCUCAGAGAUGGGCCCAUCACCAUAUCUGACUCCUCGGAUGAGGAAGGGACUCCAAUGCUGGUCACCCCGGCUCCUCAGCAGCAUGAAGACGACCUGGAUGAUGAUGUCAUCCUGACAGAAACAAAUAGACCUCAGACAUCCCGACCCAAUCUCAUCAAACCAGCUGCCCAGUGGCAAGAUCUCAAAAGAUUGGGAGAAGAAAGGCCUAAAAAGUCUAGAGCAGCAUUUGAAUCAGAUAAGAACAGCUAUUUUUCAGUGUAUAACACCUCGUUGUUUGAUUCUGGGGCACAGGAUGAUUCUGAGGAUGACUACAGUGAAUUUCUGGAUCUCGGACCUCCUGGAGUCUCCGAAUUCUCUAAGUCAAGUGGCCAAACAGCAAGAGAACCCAAACCUGGACCAAGCCAUAAUCAAACAGCAAAUGAUACUGUCAACCCCAGAUCAGAGAAGAAAGUCGUCAUAUUGGAAGAAAGUGGCCUUCUUUUCUCAGAAGGUAAUCCUUUGGAAAUUCAGCACCACUCAUCUGAUGACUCGGAGUCAGAACUCUUAUCAAAUCUUGGAGGAUCAGCUGCCUUGGUAGAUGAUCAGGCCAUCGAAGAAGACUACUGGCUAGACCAUCCUUACUUCCAGGCGUUAAACCAACCACCCCUGGAGAUAACAAACCAGGUUGUUCCCCAGGAACGGCAUGCUGAAGUAGAGCUGGGCCCCUUGCUGUUUCAGCAUGACCUGCCAGAGCCAGAUUUUCCAAGGCCAGCUUUUCCAAGACCAGAACCACAGCAGGACGGCAUUCCAGGCCCUACUUCUCCUCAGCCCGCCCAUCCUCUUGGAGAACUUGAAGAGCAACAGUUAGCAACUGACGAUGAAGAGCCAGGGCCAGCCUUUCCCCUGGAGGGAUCUCAGGAGGGCAAUCUGGAAAACCUAUGGGAACAAGAGCCUGCUGAGAUCGAUCAAGAACUCAUUACGCUGUUAGUGAAAGAAACAGAAGCAAGGUUUCCAGAUGUAGCAAAUGGGUAUAUUGAGGAGAUAAUUCAUUUGAAGAGUUACUAUGAUUUGAAUGUGUAAGUAUUCUGUCAUGCC